ACAACACGCAUAGACCUGCAGUCACACUCGCUGGCAGGAGGGAGUUUCUCUCUCGCACACACACGCACGCACGCGACCAGUGGUUACUGUACUUGCUGAGUGGGCCAAUCAUUCAAGGAGGUGGGGGGGAAUACAUCAACAUUCCAUGAAACAUUCCUCUCGCGUGGACCGUCCGAGCAGGAAACAUCGCGAAGUUUCCUGCUAUUUAGUAUUUUGGUGGUGGCCGCAACCGCCCAGACAAGUCCAAGAAAGGUGGAGACUCCUUGGUUAACUUCCUGCACAAUAAUCUUGAAGCACCGACAAGAGAGAGAGAGAGAACUAGGGGACGCUGCCGCUGUUGUCGCUGCCGCCGGGGCAAGGACGAAUGGAUAUACGGCUCGGUUUGUUUGUUUGCUCUUGUAAAUCGCCUAAAAGCCCCUCACUCCGUGGUUGACCUCCUCUACCUGGCUAAUAGCAAUCUAGCUGCUGGAUAAGAGACCCCCCCUUCAACGUUUGGUAGCGAGGCGGUGCGAAGGACGGGAAUGGAGGUCGUGGUGGAGUACGAGUACGAGGCGCUCCACGAGGACGAGCUGACCCUGCGGCCGGGCAACGUCAUCAAGAACGUGCGAUACAUCGAGGAGGACGGCUGGAUGGAGGGAGACCUAAACGGGAAAAGAGGCCUCUUCCCCGACAACUUUGUGAAGGAAGUGAAGAAGGAAGCCAAAGAGGUCAAGGAAACCAAGGGUGAGCCAAAAGAGGAGGCCUCACAGCCUCUGAGGAGGGAGAAGAGCGCGGGGAACGUGGCCAACCUGGUCCAGAGGAUGAGCACCAUCGGCAUCCCAACCGGCGGCUUCCUGCCGCAGCCGCCAGCCGCCUCCAAGAAGCCGAAGAGGAGACAGUGCAAGGUCCUGUUUGACUAUCAGCCGCAGAACGAGGACGAGCUGGAGCUGAAGAUCGGAGACAUCGUAGACAUCAUCGAAGAGGUUGAGGAGGGCUGGUGGAACGGCAACUUCAACGGCAAGUCGGGACUGUUUCCCUCCAACUUUGUCAAAGAGCUGGACGCCACGGGAGAGGACGGAGACGCCAACGAAGCGGCUGCAGACGAGACCGAUGGAAGUGGAAUGGAAGGCGCCAGCACCGCCACCCCCGCCACGUCCCUGCUGCCCGCCUCAGGGAACGGAGUCAUCGCUCAGCCCAAGAAGGUCCGAGGCGUCGGCUUCGGAGACAUCUUUCGGGAAGGCUCGGUGAAGCUAAAGGUCCGGCUGCCGAGCCCCGAGACGGAGGAGAAGAAGGAGAGACCAAUCCCAUCAUUACCAUCCUCUGCAAAGCCCGCCCAUCCCAACAUGACAGACUCGCAGCGAGCAGACGGAGACGGCAAAGCCAAAGCAAAAGAGUACUGUAAGGUCAAGUUUGCUUUCGAGGCGACAAAUGAAGACGAGCUGACCAUCAAGGAGGGCGAUAUCCUCCACAUCCUGAGCAAGGACACAGGAGAGCCCGGCUGGUGGCGAGGGGAGAUAGGCGGCAAAGACGGCGUCUUCCCAGACAACUUUGUAGACCUGGUGUCUGAAGCAGAGAAAGAGGCGCCCACGUCGAGAGACUCGGUGAGAUUGUCUGCCAAGCCGGACUCAGAAGAGAAGCCGAAGAAGCCACCUCCACCGUCAAAAAGCAUAGGUCAGUAA
Messenger RNA from Pseudoliparis swirei, 1658 nucleotides. It is a transcript of the gene cd2ap, whose product is annotated as CD2-associated protein. Gene Ontology annotation, cellular component: cytoplasm; cell leading edge; vesicle. The transcript has 11 exons. Lineage: Eukaryota; Metazoa; Chordata; Actinopteri; Perciformes; Liparidae. The record is from RefSeq and is a predicted model, not a curated record. The coding region runs from base 522 to 1658 and encodes 378 amino acids. Gene Ontology annotation, molecular function: protein binding.